CCGGCUUGUAUCCUGGACUUAAUGAAAGAAGUCGCGAGUAUGGAGUCACAAACAGAGCAAAGCGGGCUCUCUCGGGCAGAGAGAAAAGCUCUUGAAAAAGCUAAACUCAUUCAGAAGGAGACUCAAAGAAAUAAUUUUAAACUGGUGGCCAGGAUAUUAAAGAAACCCGAAUGUGAGCGAACCGAAGAGGAGUGUGCUUUACUUCAAGGGCAUGAAGACACCGUGCAAGAGCUGUGCAAACGCCAGGCUCGGAGAAACAUCCUGAAACGGAAACAGGAAGAGCUCUUUGAUAACGAGGAGGAUCUGAGGACCAAAGCGAGGCACCUGGCCGAAGCGUUGCGUCAGGCUCGCCAUGUUGUCGUUUACACAGGAGCCGGGAUCAGCACGGCCGCUUCCAUCCCGGAUUACCGCGGGCCUAACGGAGUGUGGACUCAGCUGCAGAAGGGGCGCGCUGUCAGGCACUCAGACCUCAGUGAAGCAGAACCGACUCUGACACACAUGUGUAUCCAGAUGUUGCACAAAGUCAAAAUGGUUCAACACGUGGUCUCUCAGAACUGUGACGGUCUUCAUUUGCGCAGCGGGCUUCCCCGACACGCCCUGUCUGAGCUGCAUGGGAACAUGUUCAUCGAGGUGUGUGUGUCGUGCUCUCCGGUUCGCGAGGUCAUCCGUCUGUUCGAUGUGACGGAGCGCACCGGGCUGCACAGGCACGCUACAGGCCGGCGGUGCUCUCACUGCAGAGGAGAGCUGAGGGACACCAUAGUGCACUUCGGUGAGAGGGGAACCCUGGAGCAGCCGUUAAACUGGAAGGGCGCGGCCGAGGCCGCAGAGAAGGCCGAUCUCAUCCUCUGUCUCGGCUCCAGUCUGAAGGUCCUGAAGAAGUACGCCUGCUUGUGGUGCAUGAAAAAAACGGCUGCUAAGAGACCCAAGCUGUACAUCGUCAACCUUCAGUGGACACCAAAAGAUGACUUGGCCACUCUGAAAAUAAAUGGAAAGUGUGAUGAUGUGAUGCGUAUCCUGAUGGAAGAGUUGGGAGUUGAAAUUCCGUCCUACAACAGAUCCGAGGAUCCCAUCUUCAGCUUAGCCACCCCUCUCAGACUGGAUGAAGAGGACAGCCACAGCCGUAAAAUUUUAGCGCCCCCUGCUGCCUCGGAGCAGUCCGAGUCCGAUUCGGCGAGUCAAGCUGAAGAGACGGGAGUACAGGGCGGCUGGUUCGGACGAGGUUACUCCAAAGCAAGGAAGAAAAGAAAAACUACAUAGUGAUGCGUAGUUUUGCUUCAGGAUAGAUUUAAAGAAACAUUCCAUCCACAAUCCAUAUUUUUACGAUUAUCCUGCCAGUCCAUAUGUAUUGGAUUAUUGUUAUUAUUAUUAUUACGAGACAGUCCGGUCAUUUGGAUGAGCAGUGCAGAUUUGCUCUCAUGAUUUGGACAAAGAGUGGGCUUUCUGUUUACUUGUUAGAGUCAUAAAACUGCCAAAAAAUGCAAUGAAGGAUGAUGUAAAAACUGACUUUUAUACUACAUCCAUAAGGUCUAUUUUCAUAUUCUCAUUACGGUAUUUAAUGGAAGGACAUUGUAUUUUGCUGAAUCUUUUUACAUUUUUUUUAUUUUUUAAAUUCACUUCAUUUCAAGGAAAGAAAGCAGAAACAAGCAUGCAUUCAGGUUAAAUAACUAAACCAGCCCAAACCUCACACUAAAGUAUGUUUUCUGCUGUAGAUAAUUUAAUGCUGUGUGGAAUGUUUCUUUAGGAUAUGAAUUGCAUUAGGACUGUGCCAGUUUUUUUCAGUAUUAGCCUUUUGCACCUUACGUUCAUUCUCUCAGGUAUCAAGCACAACUCGAUGUUUUCAGUUCUGCUUAGAAUCACUGUUGAAGCUAAACAAAGUCUAAUUCUGGCUCCUGUGUGAUGGAGGUUUACUUUGGUUUACUUGCUCCACCACAUCUAGUCUGUACAAGGUCAGAACAUUACCGAAAUCUGUAGGUCAAAUUUUUAUAGAAGUAGCUCGACUAUUUCUACACAUGAGGAGGAAGUCUGUUCAUGAAUAACGUACCGGACAUCCAAUAGGGUGCUUUCAUACUGUGGUGCUUUCAACCACAGUAGCUACAAGGUGGAGGGAACAUGGGCGAAAGUGAGCACUUCCAAAUUUCUUCCAAGCUUUCGUAAAAAAAUUUCAGAAGAGUAAAUAGUAAUUUAAGUAGUUACUUAGUAAGUAGUAAUUUUUUUUUUUUAAAUCCUCUUGACCAAUCAUGUCUAAAAUUGUAGGAGGCAAAUGAGGAUAAACUGGAUGGAUGGAUGAAGUGAUGGAUGCAAUGACAGAUUGAUGGAUGGAUGGAUAGAUGCAUGAAUAAAUGGAGUGAUGGAUGGAUGGACGAAGUUAUGGAUGAAUGGACAGAGUGAUGGAUGGAGUGAAAGAUGGAUGGAUAGAUGGAUGAAUGAAUGAAGUAAUGAAUGGAUGAUAGAUGGAUAAAUGGAUGGAUAGAUGGAUGAAUAAAUAGAGUGAUGUAGUGAUGGUUAGAUGUAGUAAUGGAUAGAGUAAUGAUGGAUGGAGUAAAAGAUGGAUGGAUGAAUAGAGAGUUGUAUGAAUGGAGUGACCUAAAGUACAAAAAGCUGCUUCUUUUGGAAGUAUGAAAGCACCCUUGCAGAUGGGUCAUAUGAUCUGCUGCCACCAGCAGCUUUGAGAAACAGUGAUGGAACUGAUUACAUUUCAGAACAUUUAUUUAUUUACAUUUUAUUAAAAACAAUUUUCAGAGCUUCGUUCUUCCUUCUCUAGUCUAUAUAAUGCAGUUAAUGGGCCAGAGAAACUUCUUAAUGACGUGCUGCUUCAUAAUUAACAAUCUGUAUAUACGACCUUUUCUUUGUGGAUGGACUUCUCGAACAUCUCGGAUUUAGCAGCGACUCCAUCGCUGCUCCUAACACCAUGUUUACAUGAGCUCACUGAAUGGCUUAGUCUUAAUUUACUGUGGAAGAGUACUGAUCCUCAGAGAAGUGAGAAUUACAUACAUUUGCCUUAAUGUAGCUAAGUAUGUUUGUUUUGAAUUUUCUUUUUAAGAUUAUUUUAAGGGUUUUUUUUUAUUUUGUAUUUUGGUGUUUGGUCUUGAAUUUGUACAGACAGAACCACUAUGAUGUUUAAUCUACUUGUAACUUGAACUUUUACGUGCAGUCAGAAUAUAA
Hemibagrus wyckioides is the source of this 3162-nucleotide messenger RNA. RefSeq names its product sirtuin 7 (gene sirt7). The transcript is spliced from 10 exons. Lineage: Eukaryota; Metazoa; Chordata; Actinopteri; Siluriformes; Bagridae. Bases 22 to 1257 code for a protein of 411 amino acids. The record is from RefSeq and is a predicted model, not a curated record. Gene Ontology annotation, molecular function: NAD+ binding.